Messenger RNA from Endocarpon pusillum Z07020, 1056 nucleotides. RefSeq lists its product as uncharacterized. NCBI's taxonomy places the organism in Eukaryota, Fungi, Ascomycota, Eurotiomycetes, Verrucariales, Verrucariaceae. The record is from RefSeq and is a predicted model, not a curated record. The coding region runs from base 1 to 1056 and encodes 351 amino acids. The transcript has a single exon.
AUGCCUCCCCCAGUUGACCCUGCCAUCCUCCGCGCCCUCUCUCUUGACCCCUCAACCACUAAAAUCGCAUCUCACGGCGGAAGUGGCUUCUCCUCCACCUUCCGCCUCGCAACCACAACUAAGCCUCUCAAAUCCUUCUUCGUUAAGACUUCUCCCAGUCCUGACGCGGCCCUCAUGUUUGAAGGCGAACACGCCUCCCUCAACGCCAUCCACUCCGCCGUACCAUCCCUAGGUCCUCAAAGCUUCGCCUGGGGCAAACUAGACUCACAACCUAAUUCAUACUUCCUCGCCACCGAAUUCAUCGACCUCAGCAGUCGCCGCAGAUCUACCUCCAAAACAGGCGGCGGCAGCGGCAUGACUCUAGCACAAAAACUAGCCAAACUCCACACGACCCCGGCCCCUAUCCCUUCCAAUUACAACACGCCGCAAUGCGGUUUUCCAGUCCCAACCUGCUGCGGCGACACUCCACAGCCAAAUCAACCCUACACGACCUCCUGGCCGGACUUCUUCGCCAAGAACCGCCUCCUCUUCAUCCUCGAGCGAGGCGAGGGCCGCAACGGGAAAGAUCCCGAGCUACGGUCCCUGGUCGAGAAGACCGCGUCAAAAGUCGUCCCGCGCUUACUGGGGGAAGGUCAUCUCGGCGGCCCCGAAGGCAUCGCCCCCGUCGUCGUGCAUGGGGAUCUCUGGUCCGGAAACCACAGCCGAGGCACGUUUCCUGGCCGCCAGGCCCAAGCUUCUCCCGACACCAAUGGGGCCGACGGUGAGGUUGAAGCGGGAAUCGAGGAUAUCAUCUACGACCCGUCCUCGACCUACGCGCACUCCGAGUACGAACUAGGCAUCAUGAAGAUGUUUGGCGGAUUCGGCUCGGGUUUCUACCGCGAAUAUCAUGAUCUCGUCCCCAAGACCGAGCCGGUGGGUGAGUAUGAUGAUAGAGUGGCUCUUUAUGAGUGCUAUCAUCAUCUGAACCAUUGGGCCAUCUUUGGCGGUGGUGGGUAUCGAAACGGUGCGGUUACUAUCCUGAAACGGCUGGUGAAGAAAUAUGCAGGCGAUGGAUAG